Messenger RNA from Leucoraja erinaceus (little skate), 625 nucleotides. RefSeq names its product somatostatin-like. NCBI's taxonomy places the organism in Eukaryota, Metazoa, Chordata, Chondrichthyes, Rajiformes, Rajidae. Bases 42 to 353 code for a protein of 103 amino acids. The record is from RefSeq and is a predicted model, not a curated record. The transcript is spliced from 2 exons.
GGAGCUAUCCUCGGCUGCAGUGCUGAAACAUCCUUCGCCCCAUGAUGUGGUGCCGUCGUGUUGUCGCCAUCGCCGCGCUGCUGAUCGCCCUGUCGGUGAACCGGACCGCCUCGGCUCCAGCAGGCGGCCGGUACGAUAUGGCUCUGCAGUCGUCUAUCGCCCAGGAAGACGCCUUGCUCCGUCUGCUCCGGGUGGUCGCGGAGGCGGGCGGCGAAACUGGGCAAGUGGCCGUCGCCGAUACCGUGAUCCCAGCCGAACACGACACACCGCCCGAACUCCAGUCUCGUCCGCCGGGAGCGAGGAUGCGGAAGGAUUGCAUACACUUCUUCUGGAAAACCUACACACUGUGUUAACGGAGCGAGGCGGAGCCCCGCCGGGACACCCCGGUGUUUCCCCCCGUCCGGGCGUGCCCUACCCGCUCCCCACCCGCUCCUACAUACCCGCCACCCCGCCACCCUGGCACCCCCAGUCGCUCUUCCACCCACCCGCCCCGACUAUAGUUCGUCACAAACCAUUUGCGUCUGUCUCUAGGAAUUUGAACCUCCAUCACUCCUACCUUAUUCUUUCUCUGUGCGACAAUAAAAAAAGGUUUAAUUCUUUACCCCACGGUUUGAUUCCGGUUUGG